Paramecium octaurelia is the source of this 819-nucleotide messenger RNA. Lineage: Eukaryota; Ciliophora; Oligohymenophorea; Peniculida; Parameciidae. The record is from the annotation of a GenBank genome assembly.
AUGGAUUCAUUAAUUGAAAAAUGGAAAAAGACAACCUAGAGUGCAUCCAGAUACAGCGAGUAGAAAUUGAAAAAGCCAGAAAGGAAUCACUCAUCAUCUUCAGAGAGCUCUUAAGAAUAAAAAAGAGUAAAUAAUAUCAAUAAGAAUUCACCACAGCCUCAAACUACUAAGAGUUUAAAACAGUCCAAUCAGUCAUCAGGUAAGAAACAGACUUAACAAUCUUUGCCAAACUCAGGUAAUAAGAAAUUUCUCAAACCACAAACCUUUUCAUAAUUGCUUGACUUCUAUACAUCCUAAUUCUAGACCUUAUUCAAAAGCAACAUAUUACCGUCAUAGUUGAAUGAGUAAAUUAAGACCAUCUUGGUUGAUUAUGCUGAAAAUAUAUAAUCUCUAAGUGCGUCUGGUUACACUGGAGCUUAGGUUGAAGAAUUGCAAAAUAAAUUGAAUCAAGCCGAAUAACAAAUCUACACUCUAAAAAAUAGCAAUGCUAAAGACGAUUUCAGCAAGAAGAUUAUCAAUGAAUUAGAGGAUAAGCUCUUGGAUAGCGAAAAGUAAAGGGUUAAAUUAAAGCAAUAGAAGGAGCAGAUGCAAAUACAAAUUGAAAAAAUCUCAGAAUCGUUAGGAAAGUAUCAAAUCAAUUAGGAAUUAAUACAUUAGUUGAAAUAGGAGAAUCUGCAAUUAAGAAAAAAUAAUGAUAUCUUGGUAACUUAAAUCCAGCAAUUAAACACUCAAAAUAAAGAAUAAUAAGUGUUAUGGAAUUAGCAGAUUGAAGACUUAAUUAAAAUGAUGGACAUUUUGAGGAAGUCCACGAAUUCCUGA